AUGUAUCCCAGGAUUAAAAACCUCGCGCUUUACGCCUUUUCGAUCACGCUGCUGGCGUGGGUUUUUUACAUGACGAAAGAGGCAAAGUUGGCAGCAUCAUCAGCGGACCAGAAAGUGGAUGUAGCAAAUCACGAACUGAAGUCUCUGGUUAUGGAUAAUGCUGAACCCAGCAAGUGUUUGCCAAACCUGACCCUUGCCAAUUCUUCUCUCAACCUCCCGGAGCUUCAUCGCGUCUUCCUAACAUACAAGCACUGCCGGAACUUCUCAGUCCUGCUGACGCCUUCCAGGUGUAACAAAGAGACGUUCCUCUUGCUGGCAAUCAAGUCUUCCCCAAUAAACAUAGACCGACGGGUGGCAAUCAGGAACACGUGGGGGAAGGAGGUCUCCAUUGGUGGCAAGCGCAUCAGACUGGUAUUCCUUCUAGGACGCUCGGAGGCCAAAAUCCAGGUACAGCCCCUGCACCAGCUGCUGGCUUACGAGAGCCGGGAGUUUGAUGACAUCUUGCAGUGGGAUUUUGUUGACAACUUUUUCAACUUGACCCUCAAGGAGCUGCAUUUCCUCCGCUGGUUCAUGGAGGACUGUCUGCAUGCCAGGUUUGUGCUGAAGGGUGAUGAUGAUGUCUUUGUCAACACUUACAACAUUGUUGAGUUCCUUCAAGAACUGGACCCUGAACAGGAUCUCUUUGUUGGGGAUGUAAUUGCCAACGCCCGGCCCAUCAGGAACACGAAGGUCAAAUACUUUAUUCCAGAGUCCAUGUACAGAGCCUCUUUUUAUCCUCUCUACGCAGGUGGAGGGGGCUAUGUGAUGUCUAGAGAGACAGUGCGCCGCCUCCAGAGCACCGCAGAGGACAUGGAGCUCUUCCCAAUAGAUGACGUCUUUGUGGGAAUGUGUCUGGCAAAGAUGGCAGUGACCCCAAAGAACCACCCUGGCUUUAAGACUUUCGGGAUCCAGAGACCUUUCAAUCCUUUUGAUCCGUGCUUGUACAAAGAGCUGAUGAUUGUGCACAGACUAAACCCAACUGAGAUGUGGAUCAUGUGGACGCUGGUAAAGGAUGACAGCAUUAGGUGUGCAGUGUCAGUAACGCACAGCUACAGAAGGGGUUGGAAAAGAAGCUACUGA
Charadrius vociferus (killdeer) is the source of this 1119-nucleotide messenger RNA. It is a transcript of the gene B3GNT4, whose product is annotated as UDP-GlcNAc:betaGal beta-1,3-N-acetylglucosaminyltransferase 4. Gene Ontology annotation, cellular component: membrane. The transcript has a single exon. Gene Ontology annotation, molecular function: hexosyltransferase activity. Lineage: Eukaryota; Metazoa; Chordata; Aves; Charadriiformes; Charadriidae. Bases 1 to 1119 code for a protein of 372 amino acids. The record is from RefSeq and is a predicted model, not a curated record.